Messenger RNA from Tigriopus californicus, 2025 nucleotides. RefSeq names its product tRNA N6-adenosine threonylcarbamoyltransferase, mitochondrial-like (gene Tcs4). The coding region runs from base 750 to 1961 and encodes 403 amino acids. Lineage: Eukaryota; Metazoa; Arthropoda; Copepoda; Harpacticoida; Harpacticidae. The record is from RefSeq and is a predicted model, not a curated record. Gene Ontology annotation, cellular component: mitochondrion. The transcript is spliced from 10 exons. Gene Ontology annotation, biological process: tRNA threonylcarbamoyladenosine modification.
ACCACUAGCUACCCUUUUCUAGCCACAUAAACAAAUGGGUCAGUUCUGGAGUCAUACGGCUUCGGACUGGAUCAGCUAUGGCUGUAGGCGUGGAUAGGCUGGAAAUUUACCAAAUCAAGCUAUUUGAGACAUACAGUCUAUUCACAGUGAAUAUUAUAAUUCUUCUGUACGGAUUAGUCACCAAUAUCUUCGAGUCGCUGAACUUGGCCAACACGUGCACGUGAGUUAAUAACAAUUUGAGAUAUCGCUCAGGAACUCACUAACCUGAAGGAUCAACUUCCGAAUAUGGACAUGGAAUCCGUGUUGGCCAACGUGUGGAUUGCUUCUUCUUGCCAUAAAUAUGGCAAUUUCUCAGAGGUCCAGAAAGCAAGCCCAUACAGGACUGGAAAAUUACCCGGCGCAUUCUUUCAAUUCCGCAAUGAUAAAUGGGCCCAUUCUGGCGUAUGUGGGGCCUUACUCAUCGUCUACAUUUACCUCUCCGUGGUCUUCGUCCGGGAACUAUGUCAUUCUCGGAGAAUCGUCGUCCCAGAUCGAGUCCCAUAUCGUCGAUUGAUAUCCAGCUCUGCCUCCAUUCAUUCCAGUUUUGAAGAUAUGGAGAACGAUCAAGAAUGGGGCUCAUUUCCAAGUCCUUCAGACGCACGAUUUAAGCGGGCUUAAAGAAUUUUUCGUCUGGCGCCAAAUUCAACUUAGAGUGGGUCUAAAUCACGCAACCUCUCAAGAUAUCCAAACAAACCUCAAAAACCAACGUGAUGAUGUGGUAUACAAGAGUCAAAUGGAUUCGUUCCAAAUUUGCAAAUAUAAACCAUAUCUACAAACGACAUUUCCUUUUGGGUAUUGAAACGAGCUGUGAUGAUACUGGUGCAGCGGUAUUAAGCAAGGAGGGACUGAUUUUGGGAGAGGCUUUGGCUAAACAGCCCAGCUCAGAAUUUGGAGGCGUUGUCCCAUCAUUUGCCAUGGGUUUCCAUGCUCGAAACUUACCUGUGGUGACCAAAUCCGCCCUCGAUCAGGCCCAAAUGACCAUGGAAGACGUUCAAUACUUGGCUGUUGCUGUUAAACCAGGCCUCAGUGGAUCAUUAGCUACAGGGUUAGAUUAUGUCAAAUAUUUGAGUCGGAAACAUAGUAUUCCGCUCAUCCCCAUUCAUCACAUGGAAGCUCACGCACUCACGGCGAGGAUGAUAGAAGAGAUCAAGUUCCCAUUUAUGGUUUUACUCAUUUCCGGUGGACAUUGUCUUCUUGCCAUCGCGGAGGAUAUUGGCAGAUUCAAACUUCUGGGCCAGUCUUCCGAUAAUUCACCCGGGGAAGUUUUGGAUAAAGCUGCGCGAGCUCUCAGACUUCACGCAUUACGACCAGAUUUGCGAUCAGUGCCAGGCGGUCGAGCAAUUGAAAUAAUGGCUAGUGAAGGUGGAAGUCCAUUUGCUAUUGAUUUUCCCACACCUCUGAUGCAAUUCAAGAGUUGCAAUUUCAGCUUCUCGGGUUUCAAAGCCCAAUUGUGGAAUGUUCUAAAUCAGGUAGAGAAGAAGCAACCUUUAGAACCAGACGAGCUAUUACCCAAUGUCUCCGAUGUUGCCGCCAGUAUUCAGUACGGUGUCGCACGUCAUAUUUGCCAUCGGUUACAAAGAGGUUUCGAAUAUGCUCUUCUUGAAGAAAUUUGGCCGUCCAAUCAAGAAAACACUUUGGUGGUUUCCGGGGGUGUGGCUUGCAACCAGAGUAUCCGCAACUCAAUUCUCAAGAUUUGUGAGGAAUACAACAUCAAAGCAGUAUUUCCCCCUCCGAAAUAUUGCACGGAUAACGGAGUCAUGAUCGCUUGGAAUGGUUUGGAAAAGUAUCGCAAAACUGUGGAUAUUAUUCAACCAGAGCAAGUUAUGGAAUUAGAUGUGUCGCCACGAGUGUCAUUUGGAACUGACAUUAGUGAGCAAGUCACAAAUCGGAACAUUAAGUGCAAGUGGAUCAAACUUUUAUGAUGCUCCGAACCUGACGGCAAAAGAAAGGUCUCUUUGGUAUUUAAAAUAUAUUACGUAACAGUCA